Ascochyta rabiei is the source of this 999-nucleotide messenger RNA. RefSeq names its product DNA repair protein rad16. The transcript has 2 exons. NCBI's taxonomy places the organism in Eukaryota, Fungi, Ascomycota, Dothideomycetes, Pleosporales, Didymellaceae. The record is from RefSeq and is a predicted model, not a curated record. Bases 1 to 999 code for a protein of 332 amino acids.
AUGAGUGUGUUCAAGAAGGCCGAAAGCUGGCACCUCGACAUCGACCGGUACCUCAACCGCAUCAUUCCCGCUUCGCCGUUGCACAAGCUACCCAUACCGGUGUCGAGAUUUCUGGGUUAUCGAAGAGAGCAGAAGCAAGAUGUUGGGAAUAUCUUGGCAGCUUUCUGGUCAUUCCUAGGAGCACUCUGUGGGCUGGCUGUGGUUGCUGCGGUAUUCAACAACACAGAGAGCAUACAAAGGCAUGCGCCGCCUGCAUUAAUCGCGUCAUUCGGUGCGUCAGCGAUUCUUGAGUAUAACGCGGUCCGCUCGCCUCUGGGACAACCUCGCAAUGCUCUGCUCGGCCAUACAUUUUCCGCCGUCAUUGGCGUGGGCAUUUCUAAGCUCUUUCAAUACCACUCAGAGUACGAGAAGAUCAAGUGGAUAGCUGGUGCUAUAGCGUGUGCAUGCGCGUCCGCCGUCAUGCUUCUCACUGGUACCAUUCACCCACCUGGCGGGGCAUCUGCUGUGCUUGCUGCCACGGAGCCAGCCAUAACAGCGAUGGGAUGGUAUUUUGUAGGCCUCGUUGCAUGGGGAGCCACACUGAUGAUCGUUGUGGGCUUGUUCCUCAAUAACAUUCAGAGACAGUUUCCAGUGUAUUGGUGGACGCCGCUAGACAUCAGAAGGGCGAAGAAGCAAGACAUCGAGACUGUACCAGAUGCAAGAGGUGGUUUGGAGAGGAGGGAAACAGAGGAAGAGCAGAAGUACAACCAACAAUACGAGAGAAUUGAAAUAACAGGAGCUGAGGUAACGUUGCCUGAGACACUCAGUCUGAACAAAGAGGAGGCAGAGUUGUUGGAAAGGCUGCGAGGAAGACUAAAGCAGAGAGUGGAUGCAGAAAGGGCUGAAAAGGGCCUCGACGACACAGCUUCAAGUAGUGGACGAAGCAGCACAGACAUUACUAUGGUACCCACCAGAAGUGAGGGAGCAAGAAGUAACAGCGAAGAUAGUGGUGGGAGGUGA